Messenger RNA from Cicer arietinum (chickpea), 2882 nucleotides. Its product is annotated as probable inactive receptor kinase At1g48480. NCBI's taxonomy places the organism in Eukaryota, Viridiplantae, Streptophyta, Magnoliopsida, Fabales, Fabaceae. Gene Ontology annotation, molecular function: protein binding; protein kinase activity; ATP binding. Gene Ontology annotation, biological process: protein phosphorylation. The record is from RefSeq and is a predicted model, not a curated record.
UCUCCAUUAUCUUACUCCACUUGUGUUGUCGUGUUUGCACAAAGUCCAAACUCACACAACCGAACAAACAAAAAACCAUAACUGCUCUCUCUCAAACACACACACAUGUUUUACUUUUAAAGUAACAACACUUCUUCUUCUUUCUUUCUUAUACAAACCAAACUAAGAAACUACACAACACAUUGCAAUUUCACCAAAAUGCAAACUCAAACUCAAAUUCAAAUUCAAAUGCAAAUUCAAAUUAAGUUUCAUUUCUCCUUCUUUUUCUUUUUCCUUAUUACUAUUCUUCUUCCUUUUGUAAAACCUGACCUCACUUCCGAACGCGCCGCUCUCUUAACUCUACGCGCCGCCGUACGCGGCAGAACCCUACUCUGGAACACCACCGUCGCCACUCCCUGCAACUGGUCCGGCGUAAAAUGCGACCAAAACCACACUCACGUUGUUCAGCUUCACCUCCCUGCCGUCGCACUCUCCGGCGAACUUCCCGCCGGCGUAUUCUCCGACCUCCCUAACCUCCACACUCUCAGCCUCCGCUUCAAUUCUCUUUCCGGUCCUCUCCCCUCCGACCUCGCCGCAUGCACCUCACUACGUAACCUCUACCUCCAGCAGAAUUUUCUCUCCGGCGAAGUUCCGGCGACAUUCUUCCGUCUGACAAGUCUCGUCCGUCUCAAUUUGGCUUCCAAUAACUUCUCCGGUCAAUUUCCGGUAGGGUUCACGAACCUAACCCGGUUGAAAACCCUAUAUUUACAAAACAACCGGUUCACUGGUUCUUUAAGUGAGAUGAACCGGGUUCAACUCGCUCAGUUCAAUGUUUCAAACAACAUGCUAAACGGUUCAGUUCCUGAAAAGUUGCAAACUUUUGGUAAAGAUUCAUUUUUGGGUAAUUUCUUAUGUGGAAAACCACUUAACCCUUGUGGGGGUGCAAAUAGUGGAAAUGGAAAACAAAACGGUGCAAAUAGUAAUUCAAGUGUUGUUGAUGAAAAUCAAGGGUUUGUGAAGAACAAUAAGAGAAGAAAAUUAUCUGGUGGUGCUAUAGCUGGAAUUGUAAUUGGUUCUGUUGUUGUUCUUUUGUUUGUUGUUUUUGCUUUGAUUCUUCUUUGUAGGAAUAGGAAUGGUGAAAAGACAAGUUCAAUUGAUGAAGUUGCAGCUACUUUGAAGCAUAACCAACAUGGUGAAGAUGGAAUUGAGAUUGAGAAUGUUGGAAUUGGAAAUGGAAAUGGAAAUGGAAAUGAAAAUGAAAAUGGGUUUUCUUCGACCUCGGCCGUGACGGUGGUGAAUGGUGGUAGGGAGAAAAAAUUGAUUUUUUUUGGGAAUUUUGGGAAGGUGUUUGAUUUGGAGGAUUUGUUAAGAGCUUCUGCUGAGGUAUUAGGGAAAGGGACAUUUGGGACAUCUUAUAAGGCAGUUUUGGAGGUUGGUCCUUUGAUGGUGGCUGUGAAGAGGUUAAGGGAUGUGAGUAUUAGUGAAAGGGAAUUUAAGGAGAAGAUUGAGAGGGUUGGUGCAAUGGUUCAUGAAAAUUUGGCACCUCUUAGGGCUUACUAUUAUAGUAGAGAUGAGAAGCUUCUUGUUCAUGAUUAUUUGUCUAUGGGAAGCUUAUCUGCACUUUUGCAUGGAAACAAAGGAGGGGGCAGGACACCACUGAAUUGGGAAAUGAGAUCAAGCAUUGCACUCGGAGCUUCUCGCGGCAUCGAGUAUUUACAUUCACAAGGGCCUAAUGUUUCUCAUGGAAACAUAAAGUCAUCUAACAUCCUAUUAACCAAAACAUAUGAUGCAAAGGUUUCUGAUUUUGGUCUUGCACACCUCGUUGGUCCUUCACCCACACCCAACAGGGUUUCCGGCUACCGCGCUCCUGAGGUUACCGAUCCUCGAAAAGUUUCUCAGAAGGCUGAUGUGUACAGUUUUGGUGUAUUGCUCUUGGAACUCUUAACCGGAAAGGCUCCAACUCACGCUGUGUUGAACGAGGAAGGAGUGGACCUUCCUAGAUGGGUGCAAUCGGUUGUUAAAGACGAGUGGACUUCUGAAGUCUUUGAUCUUGAACUCCUUAGGUAUCAAAAUGUCGAAGACGAAAUGGUUCAGUUGUUGCAACUUGCUGUAGAUUGUGCUGCCACAUACCCCGAUAACCGCCCUUCGAUAUCUCAAGUGAGACAUCACAUAGAAGAGUUGCAUAGAUCUAGCUUGAAAGAGAGUCAAGACCAAAUUCAACAACCUGAUUUCAUCAAUGACUUUGACGAUAUCGCUUCUCGAUGAGUUCGACUCUAUCUGACUUACCAACUGAUGAACUGUUUUUGAGUAAAUCUUUUAGACCUUGAAAUUGUAAGGGUCGAUCAAUUUAGUCCCGUAAAUUUAUGAAAUAGCAAUUCAGUCUCUUAAAUUGAACAACCUAAGUAAAUUUAAUCAUUUAGCACAACAAUUCUAAAAGUUUUAUAUUUAUCUUAACGCAAAAAGAGACUAUUUAAGUCAAUAUGCAAAUCUUUUAUUGAUUUGGAUAGAUAUUAACUAAAGAUAUAUUUUUGAUUGAUAUAAUCUUUAAUUUAAAUGACUGAUUUGUUAUUUUGUAAAUUUGAGGGACUAAAUAGUAUGAUGAAUGCAAUUUCGAGGAACGAAAUGCUGAUUUACUAAUAUCUUUUUCUUGAAUCAUGUGCUUAUGUUGUAACUUUUAUUAGCUUGAGCCUCAAUUUUCAUCAACACCUCAACUUUGUAGUGUCACCUCCUUUUUAUCCUCUUUUUCUUCACAAUCAAUGUCUUAGGGGAAUGCAUAUCUGUUCCAUAAGUUAUUGGAUGUAGAUUCUUGUUGAUGUAAUUAUUAUUCCUGCUUUAGCAUUUACUUUUAUUUUUGGUGAAACCUUUUUCUCUGUUGAAAGUGAGAUGAUAUUUAGUUGCUGUCA